ACUUUUUUUCCCGCCAAAUUCUUCUUCAUCCUCUUCUUUUGCCGCCAAAUCCCCCACUCACUCUCUCAUUUUCACAGCCACUUUUCUCUCUCUCUCUCUCUCUCUCUCUUUCUCUCUCACUCUCAAGCUAAGCCAUGAACACGAAGGACCUCGAUUUCAAGGCAGACAAAGUUCUGGCGAAGGAGUUCCUUUCGAACUUCGCAGAUGCAAAUGGCGAAGCCAAGUAUAUGAACAUCCUUCAAGAGGUUGCCAACCGCAAAUUCCGAGCAAUCCAGAUUGAUCUCGAGGACUUAUUUAAUUACAAGGACUUCGAUGAAGAGUUUCUCAGGCGUGUUACUGAGAAUACGCGGCGGUAUAUUGGGAUUUUUGCUGAUGCGAUUGAUGGUCUCUUGCCGGAGCCCACGGAGGCCUUUACAGAUGAUGAUCAUGACAUAUUGAUGACACAAAGGUCUGAUGAAGGGACGGAGAAUAUGGACGGUUCUGAUCCACAUCAGAAGAUGCCUCCAGAAAUCAAGCGCUACUUUGAAGUUUAUAUAAGAGCAUCUUCAAAGGGACGGCCAUUUACAAUCAGGGAGGUCAAGGCUUCAUACAUUGGCCAACUUGUAAAGAUAUCCGGUAUUGUCACGCGUUGUUCAGAUGUUAAACCAUUGAUGCAGGUAGCUGUGUAUACCUGUGAAGAUUGUGGUUUUGAAAUUUACCAGGAAGUAACUGCUCGAGUUUUCAUGCCUCUGUUUGAGUGUCCAUCCAAACGCUGUUAUACAAAUAGAGCAAAGGGGAACCUUAUUCUGCAGCUCAGGGCGUCGAAGUUUUUGAAGUUUCAAGAGGCCAAAAUUCAAGAGUUAGCGGAACAUGUUCCAAAAGGCCAUAUUCCACGGACAAUGACUGUCCAUUUUAGGGGGGAACUCACAAGAAAGGUGGCUCCCGGUGAUGUUGUUGAAUUGUCUGGGAUUUUUCUUCCUAUUCCAUACACUGGUUUUAAAGCAAUGCGUGCUGGCUUAGUUGCAGAUACUUACUUAGAGGCCAUGUCUGUCACACAUUUCAAGAAAAAAUAUGAGGAGUAUGAACUUAGAGGAGAUGAGGAAGAACAAAUUGCACGUUUAGCUGAGGAUGGCGAUAUUUAUAAUAAAUUGUCUCGAUCGUUGGCACCUGAAAUUUUUGGACAUGAAGAUAUCAAAAAAGCUCUACUUCUUCUCCUUGUGGGUGCUCCUCAUCGGAAGUUGAAAGAUGGGAUGAAGAUUAGAGGAGAUUUACAUAUAUGUUUGAUGGGUGAUCCUGGGGUUGCAAAGAGUCAACUUCUUAAGCACAUUAUUAAUGUAGCUCCCAGGGGAGUAUAUACUACUGGCAAAGGAAGCAGUGGCGUUGGUUUAACUGCUGCUGUUCAGAAAGAUCCAGUAACAAAUGAGAUGGUCCUGGAAGGAGGAGCAUUGGUGCUAGCAGAUAUGGGUAUAUGUGCUAUUGAUGAGUUUGACAAGAUGGAUGAAUCAGAUCGAACAGCAAUACAUGAAGUUAUGGAGCAGCAGACUGUCAGCAUUGCCAAGGCUGGAAUUACUACAUCUCUGAAUGCAAGAACUGCUGUUCUUGCUGCAGCUAAUCCAGCGUGGGGAAGAUAUGACCUCCGUAGAACUCCAGCUGAAAACAUUAAUCUUCCCCCAGCCCUUCUGUCAAGAUUUGACCUUCUGUGGUUGAUCCUGGAUCGAGCAGAUAUGGACAGCGAUCUCGAAAUGGCUAGGCAUAUUGUCUAUGUGCACCAGAAUAAAGAAUCUCCUGCUCUUGGGUUCACUCCACUUGACCCAUCUGUUCUUCGUGCUUAUAUUUCGGCAGCAAGAAGAGUGUCUCCCUGUGUCCCAAGGGAACUGGAGGAAUAUAUUGCUAGUGCCUAUUCCAGCAUUAGACAAGAAGAAGCUAAAUCUAGUAGUCCUCAUUCCUAUACAACUGUGAGAACUCUGCUCAGCAUUCUCCGAAUAUCAGCUGCACUAGCAAGACUCCGAUUUGCUGAUACUGUGGCUCAGAGUGAUGUGGAUGAGGCACUUAGGUUAAUGCAGAUGUCAAAGUUCUCUUUGUACUCAGAUGAGCGUCAGAAAUCUGGACUGGAUGCUAUCUCUGAUAUCUAUUCAAUAUUGCGAGACGAAGCUGCUAGGACUAACAAGAUGGAUGUGAGCUAUGCCCAUGCACUCAAUUGGAUUUCUAGAAAGGGAUACAGUGAAGCUCAAUUGAAAGAAUGUUUGGAGGAAUAUGCAGCCUUAAAUGUGUGGCAGAUACACCCCCACACCUUUGACAUCCGAUUUAUUGAUGCCUGAUGUGGCCUUUUGCUUGUUUGUAAAAUCACUUAGUGGUGGCACGUACUUUCCAGAACAUAGGAAUGGUCUUUGAUCAUCAUCAUUUGAAGAUUAGUUGGCGGGAAGCUUAAAAGAUAUAUUUGGCAUAUGCUGUAAUUGAAUUUAACAGAACAUUUAAAGGUACCUUUGAUUAUUAGAGUGACAUAGAGUUUCGUAUUUAAGCAUCGGUGGCUAGAUUUAGUAUUGUAUCCAAAUCUGAAGUUGGAAGCAGUUGUUAGUUUGCUUUGUUUAUUAGGCAUUAGGAAAAAAGGAAUCAAAUUUUUAUUUGUAUGUGACUUAACUCUUUCUGUGGUGCAGCUUAGGGAAAUGUGUUUUAUCAA
Quercus robur (English oak) is the source of this 2656-nucleotide messenger RNA. RefSeq names its product DNA replication licensing factor MCM7. Gene Ontology annotation, molecular function: ATP binding; single-stranded DNA helicase activity; single-stranded DNA binding. Gene Ontology annotation, cellular component: nucleus; MCM complex. Bases 135 to 2297 code for a protein of 720 amino acids. The transcript is spliced from 15 exons. NCBI's taxonomy places the organism in Eukaryota, Viridiplantae, Streptophyta, Magnoliopsida, Fagales, Fagaceae. Gene Ontology annotation, biological process: DNA replication initiation; double-strand break repair via break-induced replication; DNA strand elongation involved in DNA replication. The record is from RefSeq and is a predicted model, not a curated record.